Molecule: messenger RNA, 3041 nt
Organism: Trematomus bernacchii (emerald rockcod)
Lineage: Eukaryota; Metazoa; Chordata; Actinopteri; Perciformes; Nototheniidae
Product: sodium bicarbonate transporter-like protein 11
Exons: 20
Coding region: 174-2711 (845 amino acids)
Biological process (GO): monoatomic ion homeostasis; monoatomic anion transport; transmembrane transport
Cellular component (GO): plasma membrane; basolateral plasma membrane
Molecular function (GO): solute:inorganic anion antiporter activity
Source: RefSeq, a predicted model, not a curated record
ACCAAUGUGCUGCUGGAGGAGGGGCAGUUUCACUUCAGAAUGUGUGUGUAAGUGUGUGUGUGUAUGAAAUACAUUGAGAGCACAUCACUGGUGAGUGCAGGGUGAUUUGGGGGCAGAGAGAAGGAUGAUGGGUUGACCUUUGGAGAGCGUCUCACCUAAAUAACCUGGAUAACAUGGAAGCCAAAAAGGUCCUCCAUUUUGUGCCAUCUGAGGAUCCAUCCAGCGGGAGGUCCAAGAAUGGAUAUGUUUUCCAAGAGAUGGAGCUGAAGGAUGGGGAACAGAAGGAUUGUGAGGAUGAUCUCAAAGACCACAUCUAUGACAGCCAGGUCCAGAUCAGUGCGUCAGAUCCUGACUGUCCUGGCUUUGGGCUUUUGAACACAACAAGAAAAUAUGUGAAGCCGAUGAACUUCCAUGAGGAAGUACGCGCCCACAGAGACCUGGACAGCUUCCUGGCGCAGGCGAGCAUCCUAUUGGACGAGAAAGCUGCCACUCUGGACGAGGUCCUGAGGCGGAUGUUAACUCACGUGGUGCAGGACGGCCACGGGGACUGCGAUGUGGACGAGGUCAUGAACUCGCUGUUCACGGACACAACAGGGGAAGAAUUGAAUUUUCACCUCCUGUCAGAGACCCUUCAGGGUGUGAUGGCUACUUCCACCGGCAUUCGCUACCAGCAGUCCUGGCUUUGUAUUCUCUCCAAUGUGAGGAGUCUGCAGAGACGCCAUGUCUGCAUCACCCGCCUGGACAGGCCACAGAACUGGGGAGCGAACUGCCGCGAGGCGCGCUACGUCAUCCUCAUCCUGGCCCCCCCACGGACGAAAAGCACCAAGUCGGCCGUGGAACUCGGUAGAACAUUUGCCACGAUGUUCUCGGACAUUUCCUUCAGACAGAAGCUUCUGGAGGCCAAGACUGAGGAGGAGUUCAAAGAGGAGCUGGUGCACCACAGAGAGCAGCUCUCCGUCGGCUCUGAGAAGCCGAUCGUAACGGAAGUGGAGGACUCAGAUCCACGGAGAGGGAAACCACUUGAGUUCAAAGAAUUCCUUAAAUUCGGUAAAGGUGUUUUUGAUGACCUCCGGCGCAGACUCCCUCUCUACCCGUCAGACUUCACAGAUGGAAUAACUGGGAAGGACCGCUGCCUGCUGAAGUACACCACCACUGCCAUCUUCCUCUACAUAGCCAUUCUCCUGCCUGCUAUCGCCUUUGGAUCAUUAAAUGACGAAAGCACAAGAGGAGAGAUAGAUGUUCAGAAGACCAUUGUUGGGCAGAGCAUUGGAGGAGUGAUCUACUCUCUGUUCGCCGGCUCACCUCUCGUCAUUCCACUGACCACUGCACCCCUGGCCAUCUUCAUAAGCGUAAUCAGGGGAAUCUGCGAUGACUACGACCUUGACUUUAAAGCUUUCUACGCCUGCAUUGGUUUAUGGAACAGCCUGUUCCUCAUCCUCGGAGGCUUAUUCAAUGUCAGCCUUUUUAUGAAACUGUUCAAACGCUCAACAGAAGAAGUCAUUGCAUUGUUUAUUUCGAUUGCUUUUGUUGGAGAUGCAGUGAAAGGCACCGUUAAAAUUUUUAACCACUUCUACCAUGCACCCACACUGGCGAGCACAAACACCACGUUCGUGCUCCAGCAGAUCACUGAGAUUCUAGAGAAGGCCAACAACCAGACGGGGAACAUGCUGGUGUCUCCUAAUGGGACCUUGUCGCCGAUGGGACACGCAGAGGAGCAUGUCUUCCUGCCCGAGUCUCUAGUGCUGACCACCAGAGAGAGACCCGUCCUCUGUCUGCUGCUCAUGCUGGGCACUCUGUGGCUGGGAUACGCCCUCUACCUCGUCAAGAGGAGUCCGUAUCUGAAUGGCAGAGUCAGAGAGGUGGUGUCUGACUGCGCUCUGCCUAUCUCUGUGGUGGUGUGCUCCUUUAUUGGCUCCUACCUUUUCCUCGACAUACAGCUUCCUAAGUUCAAUGUCCACGAUGGCCCCGUCUUCAACUUCCCUCAUUUUGAUAAGCUGUCAGGACUGAAUACACUGAGCGCGGUCGGGCUGGGUUUCCUCCUCGCUUUGCUCAUCUUCAUCGACCAGAACAUCGUCAUCUCACUCACACAUGUGCCUGAACACAAGUUGCUAAAAGGCACGGCGUUCCACUGGGACUUGGUGCUGACGGGCUGCAUCAACAUCCUCAUGUCCUGUUUGGGGUUGCCGUGGAUGCACGCUGCCUUCCCACAUUCCUCCCUGCACGCCCGUCAGCUGGCCAAAACAGAACAGCACGUAGAGAACGGACACGUCUACACAACUAUAGUGAGUGUGAAGGAGACUCGUCUGACCUCGCUGGUAGCCAACAUCCUGAUCGGCCUGUCUGCCUUCAUGCUGCCCAUCCCUCUGCAGUGGAUCCCCAAGCCCGUCCUCUACGGCCUCUUCCUCUACAUUGCAGCCACGUCGCUUGAUGGGAACCAGAUGGUGGACCGCAUGGCCCUGCUGCUAAAGGAACAGACCUCCUAUCCACCCACACACUACAUUCGCCGCGUGCCUCAGAAGAAGGUCCACUACUUUACGGCGCUGCAGAUGCUCCAGCUGAUCAUCCUGUGUGCGUUCGGGAUGUAUCCUCUGCCCUACAUGAAGAUGGUCUUCCCCCUCCUGAUGAUUCUGCUGGUCCCUGUCAGGACCACCCUUCUACCCCGAGUCAUCGAAGCCAAGUAUCUGGAUAUCAUGGACGCCCAGUACAUAUAGAUGGACAGAGCGCACCUUAUGGAAAGAUUCACUUCUUCCUGUUGGGAGGGACACAGACUCAGAACUCAAUGACUGUGUCAACAACUAAACAAAAUGCAUUCGGACUGCAAGAUGUGGAUGUGAGCACUCUCUCGUGACCGGACGACAUUUACAUCCCUCAGAAGCUUUCUCAUUGUUCAUCACACAUUCUCCAUCGAUGUAGCUGCCAUUUUAAUAUCCAACAUUCCUGCAUCUUUAUUGUAUUUACCAGUGUUGAAUGAGUGUCUUCUGUUUCGCUUAUUCUUUACACACACACACACACACACACACACACACACACACACACACACA